UAUUGGUGAUUCUAAUGACCCAUUAGAAAGAAUGUUUUCCACAAUUCGAUGGUGGUUUGCAAAGGAUUUGAAAUUUGUGAAAGGAAAAUUGAUAAAGCCAUAUAAUUCAAUUCUAGGCGAACAAUUUAUAUGUCAUUGGAAUGUGACCGCUCCAAAAUUUGAUAAUAACGGUCUUUACAAAAAUACCUCCACGCCAAAUGAUGAAAAAAAUUAUCUAGUUACUUGUCUUAAUGAACAAAUAUCUCAUCAUCCUCCUGUAUCAGCUUUUCAUUAUAAUUGUGAAGAAACUGGUGUAUCCGCUUAUGGAAUGGAUCAUAUUUCUGCAAAAUUUACGGGAACUUCUGUAAAAAUUGGUCCUGGUGAUCAAAACAAAGGAAUUUAUAUUAACUUGGCUAAAAGAGACAAUGAAGAAUAUUUAUUAACUCAUCCUGUGGCUUCUGUUCAAGGGUGGUUGAAAUUAUCAUUAUACAUAGCCGUAGGUGAAUGCUGUAUUAUCACAUGUCCAAAAACAAAAUUAAAAACUAUCUUAGAAUAUAAAGAAGAG
Scutellospora calospora is the source of this 544-nucleotide messenger RNA. Lineage: Eukaryota; Fungi; Glomeromycota; Glomeromycetes; Diversisporales; Gigasporaceae. The record is from the annotation of a GenBank genome assembly.